This is a messenger RNA of Pseudoliparis swirei, 1867 nucleotides long. RefSeq names its product legumain (gene lgmn). Gene Ontology annotation, molecular function: cysteine-type endopeptidase activity. The transcript has 14 exons. The record is from RefSeq and is a predicted model, not a curated record. Gene Ontology annotation, biological process: vacuolar protein processing. The coding region runs from base 121 to 1431 and encodes 436 amino acids. Lineage: Eukaryota; Metazoa; Chordata; Actinopteri; Perciformes; Liparidae.
GAGAAUUCCUGUUAGCGGUUCUUCCCGACCUGGAAUAUAAAAUGUCCCGGUGACUCCUGCCGAGAACUUUCACGUAGUUUCUUCUUCGCAACACCCAAACAAAAGAAAGAAGACGAGGACAUGUUGAAGCCGGUCUUCGUCGCCCUGCUCGGCCUCGGCCUCGGGCUGGUCUUCGCGUUUCCCUCCCAGGACCCAGAAGGGGGCAAGAACUGGGUGGUCAUCGUCGCCGGGUCCAACGGCUGGUACAACUACAGACACCAGGCUGAUGCUUGCCAUGCCUACCAGAUCGUUCACAAGAACGGCAUCCCGGAUGAGCAGAUCGUGGUCAUGAUGUACGACGACCUGGCAAAAAAUGAGGAUAACCCCACCCCUGGAAUCGUGAUCAACAGGCCCAAUGGCACCGAUGUGUACAAGGGAGUUCCUAAAGACUACACCGGCGCCGACGUGACCCCGCAGAACUUCCUGGCGGUGCUGAAGGGCGACUCCGCCCACGUCAAAGGUGGCUCUGGAAAAGUGUUGAAGAGCGGCCCCGACGACCACGUGUUUGUGUUCUUCACGGACCACGGGGCGCCCGGCAUUCUGGCCUUUCCCGAUGAUGACCUCAGCGUGGACGAUCUCCAAAAUGCCAUCAAAUACAUGCACGAAAACAAGAAAUACAAAAAGAUGGUGUUCUACAUCGAGGCGUGUGAGUCCGGGUCAAUGAUGAACCACCUGCCUGCUGACAUUGACGUGUACGCCACCACGGCCUCCAACUCCAAGGAGUCGUCUUACGCCUGCUACUAUGACGACAAGAGGGACACGUACCUGGGGGACUGGUACAGUGUUAACUGGAUGGAGGACUCCGAUGUGGAGGACCUCAAAAAGGAAACUUUGGUGAAGCAGUUCAAGAUCGUGAAGAGCCACACAAACACCAGCCACGUGCAGCAGUUUGGAAACAAGACUUUGGCCCACAUGAAGGUCAUCGCAUUCCAGGGUAACCCCAAGGCCAGCGGCCAGACCGCCCCUCCGAUGACCCUGCAGCCCAUUAAGAACCUGGACCUGACCCCGAGCCCCGACGUUCCUCUGGCCAUCCUCAAGAGGAAGAUGAUGGCCUCCAACGACAUCCGAGUUGCCAGAGGGCUGCUGAUGGAGAUCGACUCCCACCUCAAGGUCAGGGACAUGUUGGCUGAGACGAUGCGCCUGGUGGUUGAGAGGGUGACCGGCAACAAGCUGAAGGCCGAGGACGCCCUCAACGAAAGAGCCGAGCUCUCCCAGCAUCAGUGCUACAAGGCUGCGUUGAACCACUACAAGAACAACUGCUUCAACUGGCACCGAGCGGAGUACGAAUACGCUCUGAGGCAUCUGUACGCUCUGGUGAACCUGUGUGAGAGAGGAUACUCUGCAGCCAGCAUCCAGCGUGCGAUGGACUCCGUGUGUCCUCUCGUCAGGUAAAAGACGUUCCGACAAAUCCACGGAAGUCUCAAACUGCUUCCUCCACGCGGGACGUCCCGGGAAGACGGAGGAGCGUCUCUUUGCACUGCUGAAGAAUCAAUCUGUCGUGGAGUUGACGUUAUUGUUUUAUCAACACACUAACUUUUUUUGUUUUGUUUUACUUGUGAUGUUUUAUUGAUUUUAUUGAGAACUUUUAUGAUGAGUUUGCACUAUCACUGUGAAAGGUUUGUGAAUUAUAUUUUACUCCUUUUACUGAUUUUUAGAGAAAAUAAUUGACAUGGAAUUCAUGUUGAUUUGUUUUGCUGUUGGCUUUAUCUGUGAAGUGGACGGCCCGUCGCGAAUGGUCGAUGGACGUGUGAAGGACAUGCCACUAGACGUUGAAUGUUUGUUGGAAUCUUGAAAUAAAUCUGAAAGACCAAAACUGCUAAAAACAAAA